CCAACAGGGGAGGAGGGGGCAGGCUGAUGUCCUCUCUGGUGCGCUCAUCCAACCUCUGCCGUUGUAAAGCUGCUGUUACCCUGCUGUAAGGAUCCGCCGAGAUAAAACUCCCCACUUAUUUCCAUCGAGAUCGUCCAAGUUGAUCAUUUUCCGCUUUGGGGACACAUUUCACACCCGUAUUACGCAUGGAAUGGUUUUGGGGGGAUUGGAGUAGAAAUGCAGCGCCGCACGUCCAGCCCACAACAAGAACCAUGCCCAACUUACAUUGCAAGCAAAUCUAUGACAUCCUGUUUUAUCGUUUACGACUUUGAUAUGAGAGAAAUCUGCUCGGAUCUCGACGAAGAGUGAAAGAAAGGAUCCCGGCGCGCCGGCUGAAGGACGCUGUUUUCCGCCGCAGAAGCUCCAGAAACCCAACUACACCCCCUCCCCUCAGCAUUUAGGAUUUUCCUCUUUUUGAUGGAGCUGGAGAACAUAGUAGCCAACACUGUACUACUUAAAGCCAGAGAGGGUGGAGGUGGGAAACGGAAAGGCAGGAGCAAAAAAUGGAAGGAGAUCCUUCGCUUUCCCCACAUAAGCCAGUGUGCUGAACUGGGAAAAACCAUCGACAGGGAUUAUUCCAGCAUCUGUGACAAGCAGCCCAUUGGACGGCUUCUGUUUCGUCUUUACUGUGAGACCAAACCCAACUUGCAAAGAUGCAUCCAGCUGCUUGAUGCAACGGAAGACUAUGAGGUUACGUCUGAUGAAAAACGAAAAAGCAGAGGGGAGCAAAUCAUCAAGACCUUUCUUUCAAAACAAUCACCUCAGCGGGUAGACAUAGCGGAGGGUUUUGCAGAGCAAUGCAGAGAGAACCUCGAGUUCAGUCCAUGUAAGGAGAUCUUCGGCGACUGCCGCAAGGCCGUCCAUGAGUACCUGAGUGGAGCGCCAUUUUCAGACUAUCAGAACAGCAUGUAUUUUGACCGCUUCCUUCAGUGGAAGGUGCUGGAGAGGCAACCAAUCACUAAAGACACAUUCAGACAGUACCGAGUGCUAGGAAAGGGGGGAUUUGGAGAGGUGUGCGCAUGCCAGGUCAGAGCAACAGGGAAAAUGUAUGCCUGCAAGAAACUAGAGAAGAAGAGAAUCAAGAAGAGGAAAGGAGAAUCCAUGGCCCUGAACGAGAAACAGAUUUUGGAGAAAGUCAACAGUCGGUUUGUUGUGAGUUUGGCGUAUGCGUACGAGACCAAAGACGCUCUUUGUCUGGUGUUGACCAUCAUGAACGGUGGCGACCUGAAGUUCCAUAUCUACAACAUGGGCACGCCGGGCUUCGACAAAGACAGGGUCCAGUUUUACGCCGCUCAGAUCUGCUGUGGACUCGAGCAUUUGCACAGGGAAUCCAUUGUCUACAGGGAUUUGAAACCAGAAAACAUCUUACUAGAUGAUAAUGGACACAUUCGGAUUUCAGAUCUGGGGCUGGCCAUCAAAGUGCCUGAAGGAGAGUUCAUCAGAGGAAGGGUGGGGACGGUAGGCUACAUGGCUCCAGAGGUGAUCAACAAUGAAAAAUAUGCCAUGAGUCCAGACUGGUGGGGGCUGGGUUGCCUCGUUUACGAGAUGACCGCAGGAAGAUCGCCCUUCCGUGCCCGGAAAGAGAGAGUAAAGCGUGACGAAGUGGAGAGAAGGGUGCAGGAGGAAGAGGAGGAGUACAACGACAAGUUUACAGAGGACACAAAGACGAUCUGCAGAUUGCUGCUCACCAAAGACCCCAAGCAGAGGCUGGGGUGCAAUGCGGACGGAGCAGCAGGCAUCAAGGCUCACACGUUCUUCAAAAACAUCAAUUUCAAGCGAAUGGAGGCUGGAAUAGUAGAUCCUCCCUUUUUGCCUGAUCCUCGGGCAGUGUACUGUAAGGAUGUUUUGGACAUAGAGCAGUUCUCCACUGUCAAGGGAGUAAAUUUGGACCAAACUGACAAUGACUUCUACUCCAAAUUUGCUACAGGCAGUGUUCCCAUCCCGUGGCAAAACGAGAUGAUUGAAACAGAGUGUUUCAGAGAUCUGAAUGUGUUUGGGCCUCAAGGAACAAGACCUCCAGAUCUGGACUGGAAUCAGCCGCCGGAGCCACCCAGACGCAGCCUGCUGGACAGGAUCUUCAGGAGCACCCAGAUGUGUCCAUCUCCAACAGCCGUGUGCAGUCUUCCAGUGUAAAUUCUGUAGACUCCAUGUCCAACUCUGCCCCCUAACGGCACAGUGACAGAGUUUGAGCUACUUAACCCGCAAACACUCACAAGAAGGGAAGGAGCUCGGAAGAGCUUUCCUGUUGCUGAUUGGUCCGCAGCUGAAGGCCUGAGCAGCAGCUGGAGACAGCCUGUCUAAAAGCUUAAAUGGUCGGCCCACGGGUAGGGAAGGGAGGGGAGGGCACAAGGGGGGUGGAUUGACCUGGCCCUGAGAUUCUGGGCAUUAGUAGUAGGACGCUCGAUGUUGUGGAGAUGUGUGGAAAUAUUCAGACAAACUUUAUUUUCCCUCAGGAUUGUUGGACUAUAGAAAAGAGCCAAUGUUGUUGUUCUUGUACCGGAAGAGGAUAGAUGACAAGCCGAUAUUCAGGGGAUUCACUGUAUAAUAAAGACCACCACAGGGAAUAGGGGAGGGGGGGCGGGGUCUGGGGUCAGUGAAAUUUGUUUCUCAAAAAAAGAGAGAAUUUUUUUUUUUUCCUGUCAUUUCAGUCAUGUACUUUCUGGCCUGUAUCCUGUAUCAACAUCUCUUUCAUCCACCCCCCACCUCCCCCUUUACGUGUCACCAUCUGCACAACUCUUAACUUAUUCUUUCUCCAUAUUUCACCUUUCAUACCUCAGAUCUCUCCUAAACAUUCAGAGCAUGUCACCAUAGCAACCUCAGUAACACAUUGUACAUUGCCUUUGCGUUCAUUCAGGCCAAAGAUUGCAAUUCUAGUUUUGUGAUUCUGUUGUCAUGUUCAACUGUUGGUUUUUGGAAGGUCUUUAGCUGUUGUGUAGAACUACAGAAGGAUCAGAAUGUGGGAUCCAUUUUAGAGUUUUCUUUAAAUAUGAACCUGCAGACAUAUCAUAGAGCUUAAAGCACCCCCCCACACACACACACAGACACAUAGCACAGUGCUUUCCAAAAUUAUUCAUACCUCUUGAACAUCAUAAUUUAUCACGUUACAAACGUUUUUGUUUUGUUUUGUUUUUAUUCAUUUAGAACUGAAAAAUCUAAAAAGUGUGGCAAGCAUUUGUAUUCAGUCCAUCAGUAAAUACUUUGUGAGACCUCCUUUUUUUU
Messenger RNA from Cyprinodon tularosa, 3258 nucleotides. It is a transcript of the gene grk5l, whose product is annotated as G protein-coupled receptor kinase 5 like. Gene Ontology annotation, biological process: protein phosphorylation; regulation of signal transduction; signal transduction. The record is from RefSeq and is a predicted model, not a curated record. Gene Ontology annotation, molecular function: G protein-coupled receptor kinase activity; ATP binding. Bases 457 to 2172 code for a protein of 571 amino acids. Lineage: Eukaryota; Metazoa; Chordata; Actinopteri; Cyprinodontiformes; Cyprinodontidae. The transcript has 16 exons. Gene Ontology annotation, cellular component: cytoplasm.